Messenger RNA from Sebastes umbrosus (honeycomb rockfish), 5209 nucleotides. RefSeq names its product lysine (K)-specific demethylase 2Aa (gene kdm2aa). Lineage: Eukaryota; Metazoa; Chordata; Actinopteri; Perciformes; Sebastidae. The record is from RefSeq and is a predicted model, not a curated record. Gene Ontology annotation, molecular function: histone demethylase activity; protein binding; zinc ion binding. The coding region runs from base 738 to 4760 and encodes 1340 amino acids. The transcript is spliced from 26 exons. Gene Ontology annotation, biological process: protein demethylation; regulation of transcription by RNA polymerase II.
UUUUGUGAUGGGAUGGAAAAUGGCGGCUGUUCGUAAACCGCAUUAACUUUGUUCAUACUAGUAAAAACAGCAGCUACCAUGCAUACCCCUUCUCUUUAAAUGCACUAGAAAUACCCGAAGGUCGCUAGUUUUAAUACGACUUCAGCUCAGGGUGAGUUUUCUACCGAUAUGAGCAAGAUAAUGGAAGAAAUGCGAACAGUAGCUGGACUCGACUCCCAGUGAAGGAACAAAGCUCCAGUAUUCACUGGGAUCAUAAUAAUAAUCAUUAUUAUGAUUUUAUAAUGAUAAUUUAUAUGUUAAUGUUCACUUCCAGUCGGUGUGGUACUGUAAAGUAGUAGUACUGGACUCUUUAUGUGAGAUAAGCUUCACAUAUACAGCCAGACCGGUAUGAAGUCAGUGAGUGUAACCCUGGUAACCGAUAUGUGCUAACGUUAGAGGAGUUUUAGAGGCGUUCAAAGACAACAGACAGCUUGUUGUGAUCUCAGUUAACUAGUCAGGAGACUCAUAAAGUUAAUGUUGUAACUUAGGCUAAGUUAGCUGACAAGUAAAGCUGCCUGAUGUGAACACACUCCUCCUCUCUGCUGCUUUGUACUAUCCGAUGGAGCAAAGAGGCGCUGCGGUGCAGUUUCGGCUGGGUCGACCUAAAUACUCGUUAAUAACAUCGUUAUAAUAACGUUAAAUAACGUUAAAUAACGUCACCUGCAUCUGGUUGGACAGAGCUACGUGUGCCAGUGAUAAUGGAUGCCUCCAAGCCAAGGUACAGCAAAAGGCUGCGGGCCGGUACCCGGCGACGUUACCAUGACGACGGCAUCUCGGAUGAGGAGAUCGAUGGGAGGAGGAUGUUUGACCUGGAGGAGAAAGUCAGCAGUCAGAGGUUUGGCUCUGACCGGGUCCUACGCAUGGCGGGAAAAGACUUGACAUUGGAGUUCGUCCAGCGUGGUGGCCUGAGGGACCCAAUCCUCUUUGAUAAGCCUGAAGGACUGGGAAUCAAGAUGCCUGAUCCGGAUUUCAGUGUCAAUGACGUCAAGAUGUUUGUUGGUAGCAGACGUAUGAUAGAUGUGAUGGACGUGAGCACUCAGAAGGGGACAGAGAUGUCCAUGGCCCAGUGGACACGUUACUAUGAGACGCCUCCGUCUCAGAGAGACAAGCUAUAUAAUGUCAUCAGCCUGGAGUUCAGCCACACAAAGCUGGAGAACCUGGUCCGGAGACCUACCACAGUAGAUAUAAUAGACUGGGUGGACAACAUGUGGCCUCGUCACCUGAAAGAGCGGCAGAGAGACUCAACCAACUCUAUCACAGACAUGCAAUACCCCAAAGUACAGAAAUACUGUCUGAUGAGUGUCGAGGGCUGCUACACAGACUUUCACAUUGACUUUGGAGGGACCUCGGUGUGGUACCACAUCCUCCGAGGGUGCAAGGUGUUCUGGCUGAUCCCUCCCACCCCCCAGAACCUGGAGCUCUAUGAGAACUGGGUGCUGUCGGGGAAACAGGGAGACAUUUUCCUGGGAGACCGAGCAUCUGACUGCCAAAGGAUUGAACUGAAGAAGGGCUGCACCUUCAUUAUACCCUCAGGUUGGAUUCAUGCCGUCUACACCCCUACGGACUCUAUGGUGUUUGGAGGAAACUUCCUGCACAGCUUCAACAUCCCUACGCAACUUAAUAUCUGUAAUAUAGAAGACAGAACGCGGGUUCCAUUGAAGUUUCGUUACCCAUUCUACUACGAGAUGUGCUGGUACGUGUUGGAGCGCUACGUCUUCAGUCUUACAAAGACCUCCUACCUCACACCAGAGUUUCAGAAGCACACGCUGGGCAUUGGUCUGAAGAAGCCAGUCUGCUCAGAUCCAGCCAGUGAGCAGGUGAAGGAGGAGGAUAGUAGCAGUGAUGAAGAGGCUUUAGAGCAGCAGUCUGACAAGCCUGCAGUUAAAACUCAUAUGACUCCCCUUGAGCUGGAGGGAAUGUGGAACCUGCUGGGUAAACUGGAGGCUCUGCCCUCCAACAAGAAGUGUGUCCCCGCAGGCAUACACAACGCCCCGGCACUCAUUACACACAUCAAGAUUCUACUGAAGGAACAUGCAAAUGACAAUCCCAAACUGUCCUACACAGGAAUACCCAUCGUCAAGUGGCCAAAGAGACCCUCAUGGUACCAGCCUCCUCCUCCUCCACCACCACCACCUCGUCCUAAAUUGGCCUCCACUCCCAUCGUCCCACGACCACAGAAACCAGCCUCCUCCAUGUCUGUGUUGAGACGGCGCAGGGUCAGGUGUAAGCGCUGUGAAGCCUGUAUGAGACCAGAGUGUGGAGACUGUAAUUUCUGCAGAGACAUGAAGAAGUUUGGAGGACCAGGGAAACUCAAGCAGACCUGUGUGCUACGACAGUGUCUCUCUCCGGGCCUUCCUCUGUCUGCAGUAUGUGAGAUCUGCAAGGAGCCCAAUCAGGAGGAAACUGGAGACCCCUCCCUCACUCUGAUGGAAUGUUCCAACUGUGCGCAGAUAGUCCAUCCUGCCUGCCUCACGGUUCAGGGUGAAGGAGUUGUGAACAAAGACCUGCCCAGUUGCUGGGAGUGUCCAAAGUGUGUCCAAGGGAUCACUGACCCAGAGUCAUCAGGCAGUGAUGAAUCCUUGGCUGCCGCCCACCAGCAGCACAUCCGUCCACACGGCCCCCUGGUCCUCAGACUGGGCCCCGGGCCCUCUGCUACCAUAGGGGGUCCCGUGGGCAUCCAGCAGGAUGGGGAGGUGGUCCGCUGUGGUUUCUUCCCUCCUCCUCCUCUUCCUUCCUGCUCUUCCUCCUCCUCUACAUCACUUCUAUUGGUGGCGGCCCCUCUGCCUUCUCAGCCAAUCAGCUCGAGACUGCAGUCUAAAGGAGACAAAGGUGAAGGCCUUCCAGCGAAGCGGAAAUCUUCAACCCUGCUGGACGCUCGUAUGGCUAAGAUUUACCGACGACAGAGACACAGCCGCGACGGAGACGACUCUGCUAGCGAUGACGACGAUGAUGCCUCUCACAGAAGAAAGAUGGCGCUCCACGCCCGAGGGGGAAGCCACUCCUCCAGGAGGGGGUUCGGCGCCAACAGGAGAGGCCUGCUGAGAGGAGGCUCGGCUCACAGAGGAAGCAGAGGAGGGCUCAUGACUUCUGGCUCCUCCUCCAUGCUCAAGCUAAAGCGAGGGAUGGGCAUGAGGGAGGGUGUACGGAGGGGACGAGGGGUGAGGCUGAGGGGAGGCUCCAGGAUGCAGCGGAGAGGAGACGAGUCCGAGGAGUCGGACGACGACGAUGACGACGACGACGACGACGACGACGAUGAUGACGAAGAAGAGGAGGAGGAAGAGGAGGACAGUGAAGACGGAGUCAAAGAACGACUGAGUCGUCGGCGUAGGAAGAGGAGGAGGCUUGAUGACGAUGACGACGAUGAUGAUGAUGAUGAUGAUGAAGAUGAGGACAGUGAGGGGCAGGACUUUGACCCUGAAGAGGAGGACAUGGACACCCUGGAAGAUGAAGAGGAGGAAGAGGAGGAGGAUGUGGAGGAGGAAGGGCGCUGGGAUUCAGACCCAGAACCCCCGGUCCUCCUGGUGUCGGAUCUGAAUGAUGACCUGCUGAGUGGCUCCUACCUGACCGUCACUCUGCAGCGCCCCCACAAGGCCAAGAGACACUCUGGCUCCAUAGUUCCAAAGCUGGAAGCAGCCAUGGGUCUGAGGACAGCUGCGGUGGGUGCUGGCGGUCAGCAGGGCUUCAUCCAGAGGAAGACCGCUCUGUCCAAACCUUCACGACUCAAGGGCGCCGACACAGCAGACAGCGUAACCCCAAGAGGACCUGGCAGGCCACGUUUGCGGGGUAACCACGGCGCUAGAGAUCACUCGAGUUCUUCAGAGGACGAGGAAGCUGCUGCUCCUCCUCCGCACUCCUCCCUGUCUCCUCCGUCCCUGCUGUCUCUGCCGUCCUUCAAGGACGUGGGCAACGAGAGAGGAGGGGAGAAGGAGGUGUGGGUGUCCGUGUUCCGGUACUUGAACAGAGCUGAGCUGCUGGCCUGCAUGACUGUUUGUAAGGCCUGGUACAAGUGGAGCUGUGACAAGCGUCUGUGGAGCCAUGUGGACGUGAGUCGGUGCAGCCCGCUCAGUAACCAGGCCCUGGCAGGCAUCAUUAAACGCCAGCCCACCUCUCUGGACCUGUCCUGGACCCCCCUGGCCAAGAGACAGCUCAACUGUCUGCUCACCAGGCUCCCAGGUCUGAGGGAGUUGAGGGUGACUGGUCUGUCGUGGUCCUGCCUGUCAGCGUUGGUCUCUCCCACUCUGCCCUACCUGCGGCUGCUGGACCUGCGCUGGUGUGAAGGCCUUAAAGAUGCUCAGAUUAAAGAGAUCAUCACGCCGCCCGGUUCCGAGUCGUCUCGCAGCAGACUGAGGAACAUGGUGACGGUGCGUCUGUCCGGUCUGGACGUCAGUGAGUCCACUCUGAGGCUGCUUCAGCGCCACAUGCCCCAGCUGGAGAGACUGGACCUGGCUCACUGCAAGGACAUAGCAGACUCGUCUAUCGCCCUGCUGGCAGCAGCCGGGACUCACAGCCGCAACAGUCUCACUGAACUCACACUGGCAGGUUGUAGUGAGCUGACAGACGCCUGUCUGUCCUACCUGAAGCGUCUCUCCUCUCUGACUCUGCUGGACCUCAGAGGCUGUUCGGGGAUCAGCAGACGUGCCUGUGACGCCUUCAUCUCUGACCUGUCCCACGUGGCCCUCUUCUGUAUGAUGGAGGAGAAGCUCAUCCAGCGCCUGGAUUAACACAAACCCCUUGUUAGAGCGCAAACUGUGGCAUGAGUCAGCUGUAAAAGAGGAGAAUGGCUGUCAGAAAUAUUAAACCUGACCACAUAAUGUCUUCUGAUACAACACAUAAAAAAGGACCUGUUGAGUUGUGCUUUUUCACUGCUGAUGGAACUCGGCUAGCAGUGGAUAAGGUAACGAAAUCACAGCAACUCUUAUUUUCAGGUGAUUAUACACUACAGGAAACAUACUUAUUAAUAUUAUAUUCAAUUUCUGCCAACAGAUCCCCCCUAACUGUUACACACUGGUCCUUUUAAUUAUUUUGGGGAGUAAAAAUAAGUGAAUUCCAUGUGUAUAUAUGUUUGUAUUUUUUAUGUUUCAUUCAUGUUAAGAUUCACUCAGUCAAUUGACUUUGUACAUAUUUUUCUAACUGUGUGAAAACUUAAUAAAAUGUGAAUAGUUGAACUUUC